Molecule: messenger RNA, 681 nt
Organism: Myxocyprinus asiaticus (Chinese sucker)
Lineage: Eukaryota; Metazoa; Chordata; Actinopteri; Cypriniformes; Catostomidae
Gene: dazl
Product: deleted in azoospermia-like
Exons: 9
Coding region: 1-681 (226 amino acids)
Molecular function (GO): mRNA 3'-UTR binding; protein binding
Source: RefSeq, a predicted model, not a curated record
AUGUAUCAGGGAGUCCAGUUACCCCUGUGUCUAAUAUGUGGCCUUUAUUCAAAGGAUAUCCAGAAACAGCGUCAGGGAUUUGUGAAAUUGUCUAACGGUUAUAUUUUACCGGAAGGGAAGAUGACGCCCAACACGCUGUUCGUCGGCGGGAUUGACAUGAAGGUGGAUGAGAACGAGAUCAGGGAAUUCUUUGCCAAGUAUGGAGCUGUAAAAGAAGUGAAAAUAAUCACUUAUCGUGGAGGAAUAUGCAAAGGGUAUGGUUUCGUUUAUUUCAGUGAGGACGUUGAUAUCCAGACUAUUGUUGAUCAGCCGAUUUGUUUUAAAGGGAAAAAACUCAAACUGGGACCUGCCAUCAUGAAGGAGCGCAAUUCUCGUUCAAUGCCGUCUCCACUGAUUGGUCCAUCACAGUGGGUAAGCCCCUCCCCAUAUGUCUACUGCAGCUGCUGCUCCCCAGGCCUGGCCCCACCCUCACCUGUCUUCAACGGAGGGAAUCAAUAUUUGCAGCCGUAUUCUUAUUCCAGUCAUCCAGGUGUUAUGAUCCCACAGGUGCCCAUGAACUAUGCACAGACCACAUACGCCUACCAGUAUCCCAUGCCACAGUGGUGCGGAGAGCAGAGGACGAGGCUUGUCAAUCAGAACUAUGUGGAUUGUGGAGUCCAAACCUUGCUAACCCUUCUGUAG